AUGUCAAAGUUGUACUGUUACUGUCGACGAGAGUCUGAUAAUAGAUGUAUGAUAUUUUGCGAGCUAUGCACUGAGUGGUUCCAUUUCGAAUGUGUUGGUGUAGUCGAAACUAAUAUUCCAAAAGGGGCAUGGUAUUGUAAAUGGUGUGAACGAAUCCGAAAGGUUAAAAGCUCACUUGUGAAGACGUUUCAUGACGAGUUGGUUGAAGUAAAAGCAGAUCUCACCAAGAAAUUUAACGAAGAAGUGGCAAAAGUGAGAGCAGAGUCUAAUCAACAAGUUUGUAUUCAACAGGAAGUACAGCGUCUACAGCAACAGGUGACUGUGUUGCUAGAAGAGAAAAGAGAUCUGAUUAACCAGAAUAAAGAUAAGGAAUACCUUUUGCUGCAACUAAAGAACAAGGAAACAGCAAUGGUGACAUCAGAGCAACACAACAAUGAACUCAUUGAACAAAUAUCUACAUUGAAACAAAACUUCAGUCAGGAAAAGCAGCAGUUACAAAUAGCUCUGGAAAGGUCAAACAAGGAGUAUGAAUCAGCAAAGAUUGGGUUGGCUGAAGCUACUUUAAAGUUACAGUCAAUGGAAACAGCCAUGUUGGCAUUUGAGAAAGAAAAACAUGUCCUUCAGCAGUUGUCUCAAGACCUCAAUCAGGAAAAGCAAAGGCAGGAGAGAGAUCUGGAAAUAUUGGCUAAGGAGAAUGAAGAAUUAAAGGAAAAAUUAGCUGCAGCCAGAAAAAGAGGUCGCUUAAGUUUAAGUCAAAAGAUAUGAGGACACCGCAAGGGAUUCAUCAUAUAGCACUGUAUUAUUAGACUUGAAUG
Molecule: messenger RNA, 815 nt
Organism: Thrips palmi
Lineage: Eukaryota; Metazoa; Arthropoda; Insecta; Thysanoptera; Thripidae
Product: rho-associated protein kinase 1-like
Exons: 9
Coding region: 1-765 (254 amino acids)
Biological process (GO): regulation of vasoconstriction
Cellular component (GO): extracellular region
Source: RefSeq, a predicted model, not a curated record